This is a messenger RNA of Diorhabda sublineata, 1443 nucleotides long. RefSeq lists its product as uncharacterized. NCBI's taxonomy places the organism in Eukaryota, Metazoa, Arthropoda, Insecta, Coleoptera, Chrysomelidae. The record is from RefSeq and is a predicted model, not a curated record. Bases 1 to 1443 code for a protein of 480 amino acids. The transcript has 8 exons.
AUGGUUAUGGGACAAUUUGUAACUACCUACAGAAAAGAUUAUUUGUGGCCCUACGUUAAAACAUUAGGACUCAGACCCGAGCCUGAACAUAUUUACAGUCCAGAAUAUAGAAGUCAAACUUGUAAAUGUCACUGUCUCCCUGCUGUUCCUUCCACGAGUCAACAGAGAACUUUAAUUGGUCCUGCCGCUCUUGGAGAUGAAGAAUGGAGUCGUCUUGGACCAAUGGGCCCAUUACUGGAGCCCAAAGUUUUCACAGCAAAAGUAUCAUCUGCUCCCGAAUCCGAAGUCAGCAGAUUCAAUCAACCGAAUGUAUUCAUGGCAAAGUUACAAGAAAAGUAUCCUUUCAUUUACGAAUGUCUAAGAACGGCUCCUCCAGAUGAUCUUAUAGCUAGAAUAAACAAAGACAGACUUUCUAGCAGUUACCAAGUGGAUUACUGUCAUAAACAGGAAUACCCUAACGCUCCCUACGACGAAUUAAUAAGAGCCGCUGGAGUUGAGGGAUUGGCUCCGUGUCCAGAACCAACAAGACUUCCAGGAGAUAUUUGUAGACCUAUUCAGAAAAUGAAAGUGUACAAAAAAUGUUCUGCUUUCACUAACGAACAAUUCAAAACACGUGGUCCCGGAGGACGUGGAUCUGGAGGACAUGUUAGAGAUGAUUCUAAGCAAAUUCUUGGAGCAUGUAAGGGAGGAACAUUCACAGUAACUCCAGGAUAUACUGAAUAUAUGGACACAGUUUCUAGACUUGGUACCUUGAUAAUAAGAGACGGAUUACAUGAUCCUGUCAGAAGAUCGAAGAAAUGUAAGCUAGUCGUAGACGACCAGAUAAUUUUCCAAUUAAUGAAAUUCAAAUACCUAGGAAUCGAGAUUCCAGGAUUUGGAGACGUAGAGUACGAAUUAAGAGAGCAAACAACUGAAGCUUUAAGAAAAGCGGCAUGUUUGAACGAAACCAUAUGGCAAAAUAAACAUAUCGGAAUAGAACCCAAAUCGAGAAUACACAAGGCCACGAUAAGACCCAUAAUGACCUACACCGCAGAGUCACGGCCAGAAACGGUGAAAACAGUGAUGGAAACAGCAGAGAUAAAAGUGCUACGCAGGAUACCCGGAGAAAUCCUACUGGACAGGGAAAGAAAACCUCCCCUGAUAUUCCAACCAAAAGUUGACAUAACGUGUCCAAGAUCCCCUCCGGGUCCAUAUUAUAGACCAUACAGUGUGGACUCUUGUAUAAUAUUUCACAAAGAAUGUCAAAAGGUAUGUGAUGACAUUCGAGAUGAGAGAAAAAUGUGCAUGAAGCCUAAUUAUGUUAGUGAAAUUAGUAAAUGGGAUCCUUUCGAAAGAACCUCUCCAAUGUGCUCGGACGUUGUGGAAAAAUGGGGCAAGAUGGUUUUUCGAGAUUUUAAUCAUGCUCAUGGCGGUCAUUGCAAUCUGGUACCUAAAAAGAAGUAA